AUGGCCGUCGCGCUCGAAAGCAUCCAUGGCGCAUCAGCGAGGGCAUGGUUGCAUGCUCUAUCGCCGGGACGCGUAUCCCGCCAAUUUCCGAGCGCGGUGACUCUGACACGCUCUUCAAUUGCGCUGCGCAGUCGCACUCAUGCGCAUGCCUUGUCCGCCUCUCUUAGCCCUCUGGGUGGAGCUUGGCUGGCGAGAAACGUUCAGAGAAAAGCGGAAGGCGGAAGGAUAAGGCGGAAUUUGCGGAGCGUGCUCACAGAGGCAGCGGGAGGAAGAGGAGGGGUUGGGGGAAGCGGAGAAGGGAAUGGCGGGGGGAGCGGAGGAGGAAGUGGGGGAGGAGGAGAGGGGUCAGAUGAGGGAAAAGACGAAGGGGAGGAAAGGACUAAUUUGUUGCGGCGUAUUCUUCUGUCGCUGACUGCUAUACUCGAGGACGCAUCAGCAAUGCUGUCAUGUGGGCUGUCGACCCUACACACCUCAUUAGCCGCACUCAUUGAACGCUUUCCAAGCUGCAUAUUUACCCUCAUCGCACAUGCAUCACAAUUACUCCGACUGCACACUCUCCCCUCCUCCCCGUUCUCCCGCCACCGCCAUCGCGCCUCACUCCUGCUCCCCCUCCUAUUAGUCCCCCUCCUCGCGCUCCUCUCCCCUUUCGCGUCCGCCUCCGCGUCCCUCAUCCCGCUCGCGCGCCUCAGCACCUCGCGCACCUACCGCUGCCUCGAGCUCACCGUACAGGACGAAUCCGGCCACCCGCUGCCGCCCUCAGCUGACGUGUACGACGCGUUUGCAGUGCAGCCAGGCGACGUGUUCGUGCGAAGGGACGUGGAAGACGCGGUGCAGCACCUGCUCAGCCUCGGAUGGUUCUCCCAUGCCGAAGUCUCCUGUCGCCCGCAGCGCUCCGGGUGGACCUACCUGCAGCUCACUGUUAAAGACAUGCACUACCCCCCAGCUACUAUUGCGAAAUGCGUCAACGUGGGCGUGUCUGCACAGGAGGGGGUGGGUGGGGGAGAGGCAGGAGGAGGACGGUCAGCAGCGGCAGCGAAAAAGUGCCUGUUACCUGAGAGCGAGGAGUGGGAGCUGUCGAGAUGGCUGUCCCGCCAGGGCCCCUCGCUCUCCCAGCCGCUACUGCAGCAGCUAGCAGCGAGGAUAGAGGAGUGGUAUGCAAAGAAGGGAUAUGUCCUGGCCCGCGUGCGAAGCUUCAUGCCGCCAGGGAAAGGGGGAGCGGGGGUGGAAGGGGGGAAGGGGGGCGGGGGCGAGGUGGUGUGCCAUGUGGUGGAGGGGGAUGUGACGCGCGUGCAGGUGCGGUUCGUGGACACGGCAGGCAACACUGUCAAGGGCCGCACGUCACUGGCACUGCUGCACCACGUGCUGCCCACGGAGGUAGGGGUGGUGUACAACGCACGGCUGGGGCGCGAGGUGGUGCGGGCGCUGUACCGGCUGUCGCUGUUUGAGUCGGUGCAGGUGCAUCUGCGCCCGGACGAAACGAGAGGGCAGCACGGGGGAGUGGUGGUGGAUGUGGAGGUUCGCGAGCGACUCAUGGCCGCCGCCACCGCUGACGCUGACUGGCACUUCGCCGUGCCGCCCAACGGGUGGUUCCCACGCCUGGAUUCCAUCUUUCCUGGGUGUCGAGUGCACGUGGAGCAGCAUGGGUUGGGAGGCAUGAACCGCUCGCUGUACCUGGACGUCUCCACUCACAACAUCAUGUACCCCCAGGACGACCUCUCGCUCAAGCUAGAGUACAUCCAUCCCUUCCUCCACGGCGUCCUCCCCCCGCCACACCACGCGCUCUCCUCCCCAUCCUCCACCUCUCCCUCCCGCACCACCACCGCCACCACACACAACCCCCCUCCGCGCAAUCCGCGCACGCUGAGGGCAGCGCUGUUCAACUCGCGGCGCCUGUCGUCCGCGCUGGCCUUCCAGGGCCCCACCGCACCACUCGCCCUCGCCCUCGACGUGGGGCCGCUCUGGGUGGACCGAACAGGGGGGAAGGUCUCUCUCACCGAGGAGGUGACAAGGCAGAGCAGCAGCAGCACGGCGCUGGUGUUCCAGGAGGUGUGUGUGCGCGAUGAGAACGCCGCCAUUGUGCCGCGCGUCUCACCCUUCCGCCACUCCCUCGCUGCCCCGCCCGCCACCACUGCUGCUGCUGCCGUCGCUGCUGCUGCUGCGGGAAUGGCUCCACUUACCACCUCCUCUGCUGCCUCAUCUCUCCCUGCUGCAGCAACUUCUGACGGUGGUGUUAAUAACCAGGGGACUGGGAGCAAUAACAGCAGCGGUGGCAUGCGGAAAGGGGGGUUAGGCAGUGUGGAGACGAGUGUGAGUGGACAUGGUGUCGACCACCAACUCACACUACAGCAUGUCGUGACAAGAGACGCCACCCGGCGCGUGCACGGCACGCAAGUGGGCGCGCGGGAUAUCUUCCACGUGGAGCAGGCACUGCUGCCCUUCACCUCCCUCCCCUUCUUCAACCGCUACACCAUCUCCUGCACACGCUUCCUCCCCCUCGAAACCGUCUACUACGCUCUCUUCCCCUCGCCCGCGCGGGAACUGCGUCUGCGGCGCCGCCCACCCCCGCCUGCACGCUCAGCGCCGUGCACGCUGGUGCUGCACGCGCGGCAUGGUGCGUGUGUGGGCGACCUGGCGGCGGUGGACGCGUUUCAGCUGGGGGGAGCGCACUCAGUGCGGGGCUUUGAGCAUGGAGAGCUCGCCACGUGCAGGCGAUUCCUUGAGCUGAGCACGGAGGUACGUGUGCCCCUGCGAGCGCUGCACCUCUACUCCUUCCUCGACUGGGCCUCCGACCUCGCCUCCUCCGCCGCUGUCCCCGGCAACCCCUCUGCGCUCUUUGUCAAGCCCGGCGGCGGGUGGUCGUGCGGUGUGGGGGCACAGUUUGGGCUCAUGCGCGUGGAGAUGGCCAGGGAUGGGCUGUCGGGGAGGACAGACGUUGCCUGCUACUUUGGAGACCGGUAUUAA
Molecule: messenger RNA, 2961 nt
Organism: Closterium sp. Naga37s-1
Lineage: Eukaryota; Viridiplantae; Streptophyta; Zygnematophyceae; Desmidiales; Closteriaceae
Source: the annotation of a GenBank genome assembly